AUGCCUUACAUCACACUCCGAGAAAAGUCUCUCUAUUACCGUCUGGUUUCUCCAGAGCAGGGUAAUGCCGCCACCGGCACGACCUUCUUGUUUGUUCACGGGCUCGGCUCUUCGAGCUCCUUCUAUGCCACCAUCAUACCGUCUCUAGUUGCUGCAGGUUACACUGGCGUUGCUUUUGACACACACGGCAGCGGCAACUCCAAGUACAAUGGCCAGUACGGCGGUAUUGGCGGAAUAGUGGAGGAUGCAAAAGAGCUGAUCAAGCAGCUCAGCCUGGAUACCAGCCGCUUGAUCGCGGUCGGGCACUCCAUGGGCGCAAUCGUGGCCUCGGAGCUGUCUGUGCAAUUAGGACUUUGUGGUGCCGUCUUGAUCGGCCCGGUCAACCCAAACCCUGGCCUGGCACCCAUCUUUGACGCGAGGAUAGCAACCGUGGAGAAGAACGGCAUGGACGCCAUGGCAGACACAAUUCCGGCCGCGGCAACCGGCCCAAAGUCGACAGAAACGCAGCGAGCAUUUAUCAGAGCCCUGCUCCUGUCGCAGAGCCCCGAAGGCUACAACUCCCUCUGCAAGGCCAUCUCUGAUGCCAAGCAGCCGGAAUAUGCGCAGAGCCAGAGCCCACUGCUCAUCAUUUCAGGAUCUCACGAUAAGACGAGCCCGCUAGAAGCCGCUCAAAAUAUCCAAAAGAGCUGGGGAACUGGUGUCAAGACUCGAUUGGAGAUCUUGGAAGGCGUCGGUCAUUGGCAUUGCAUAGAGGCCGCCGAUGAGGUAGAGAAGCUCAUUGAGGCUUUUGCAGGCGAACUUAGAUAG
This is a messenger RNA of Pestalotiopsis fici W106-1, 807 nucleotides long. RefSeq lists its product as uncharacterized. The coding region runs from base 1 to 807 and encodes 268 amino acids. The record is from RefSeq and is a predicted model, not a curated record. The transcript has 4 exons. Lineage: Eukaryota; Fungi; Ascomycota; Sordariomycetes; Amphisphaeriales; Sporocadaceae.